Gymnogyps californianus (California condor) is the source of this 3964-nucleotide messenger RNA. RefSeq names its product transmembrane protein 144 (gene TMEM144). The record is from RefSeq and is a predicted model, not a curated record. The coding region runs from base 1081 to 2154 and encodes 357 amino acids. Gene Ontology annotation, molecular function: carbohydrate transmembrane transporter activity. The transcript has 13 exons. Gene Ontology annotation, cellular component: membrane. Gene Ontology annotation, biological process: carbohydrate transmembrane transport. NCBI's taxonomy places the organism in Eukaryota, Metazoa, Chordata, Aves, Accipitriformes, Cathartidae.
UGUUCUAAUAGAAGCUUCAGCAAGUGCUUCUGGUUUGGCAUUUGGUAGCUAUAAACCUUUGGAGGCAUGUAUGGUGCAAGUCCAUCUGGCAAUAACAUAGAAUUGUAGAGAAGAGGCUUUUAGUGAACUCUCUGAAGCUCUCUGAUGUGCAAAGUAUGUGCAAGCAUGUGCAAAAAAGUAUAGUCAACUUAAUGCUGUGUACCAGUUCAUUAUUUGCUCUUGACAUUGCAUCAUACAGUUGUAGGAUAAUUUAGCUUGGAAGGAACCUCUGGAGGUCAUCUAGUUCAACUCCCUGCUUAAAGCAGUGCUAUCGUUGAAGUUAGAGCAGGUUGCUCCAGGCCUUGUCUGGUUGAGAUUUCUCUUGAAGGCUUUAAAAUGGAAUUGAAAGUUGGGUCUGAAAUUUAGCCAAAUUUGGAGCUAAGUGCCCCAAACUUUGGAAAGUUACAGUUUUAAGCAGUCUGAAUGAAGCAUACUCGGUUAAUUGGAAGUUGUGUUUCUUUUCCAUUUUUGGUGUCAUGAUUCUGUUUCUCCAGUUGUGCAACAGUCUUCAGUGUGCACAAUAUAGAGAUUUUUGGAAGAUAAAAAGCAAGCAGAAAAUUAUAUUGCCCCGCAGCACACAGAUUUUCUCUUAGUAGAUACAAAACUGAAGUAUUUUUAAAGUAGCAUUUCUCUAUACAUUAACAAAAAAAGGCUGAUAAACCACUUUAAGUUUGAAAGGUUCUUAGUAUUUUACCUGCAUAAUGACUUACUUAUUUAAAGGCUAAAGUACUGAGUCCUGCAUUCAUAGAGGUGCAAUGUAAUCAGCUUUAUUUCUAUGUCCUUAACAGCAUGAAGUUCUUCCUGUGCAAAACCCAGCUCUGGUGCCUUACUUGUCCACUAAAUGAAUUAAAUGUAUUCGCUCAGUGAGUCAAGGCUGAUGGAAUGAAGAUAGCUGAUCUGACACUGACGGCCUUGCUGAAGCUGUAGAUAAAAGCACAACCUCAGCAGAUGCAGUUCUCAAUGUCCUAAGGACUCCAGAGAAGAAUCUCUCAGGACCCACAGCAAAACAACUCCACAAAAAGAGGCACCUUCAGAACAAAGAUGAACAUCGGGGAAGCUUACAGUACCUUUAACAUCAGCAAUGGAACAGAUCUAGCUAUUGGCUUUACCUCUUCCACAGUAGCUGUCCUUCUAUUUGGGACAAACUUUGUGCCUGUUAAGAAAUUUGAUACUGGUGACGGCAUGUUCUUUCAAUGGAUUCUCUGUGCCUCCAUAUGGAUAGUUUCUUUGGUGGUCAAUUUAAUCCAGAAUUGCCCCCGGUUUUGGCCUCUGGCUAUGGUUGGGGGUUUCGUGUGGGCUACAGGCAAUGUUACAGUUGUCCCUAUUGUUAAAACUAUUGGCUUAGCUCUUGGUCUUUUGAUAUGGGCUUCUUUUAAUUUGCUGACAGGUUGGGCAAGUUCAAGGUUUGGUUGGUUUGGAAUUGACCCAGAAGAGGUAUCAAGACCAAUCUUAAAUUAUAUUGGAGCUGGACUUUCGCUAUUAAGUGCUGUCAUAUUUCUUUUUGUAAAAACUGAAGUCCAGAGUUCUUCAGCUUCGUUAGAAAGCACGCCUUUACUGAGAGAAAGUUCUAUUAAUGUUUCUGAAGAUAAUUCUGAUGACUCAUGGGUGAACAGACUUUCUCCAGCAAAAAAGAGACUCAUAGGAUGUAGCCUGGCUGUAGUAGCUGGAAUACUCUACGGUUCCAGUUUUGUUCCAGUACUGUACAUCAAGGAUCAUGGAAGAAGAAAUGAAACUAUAUACACAGGAGCAAGUCAAUUUGAUUUAGAUUAUGUUUUUGCACACUUCAGUGGAAUAUUUCUUACAAGUACCAUCUACUUUUUGAUCUACUGUGCAGUCAGGAAAAAUAAACCUAAUGUUUAUCCCCAAGCCAUAUUGCCAGGGUUUGUUUCUGGUGUGCUUUGGGCAAUAGCCAAUUGCUGCUGGUUCAUAGCCAAUCACUAUCUCAGUGCUGUGGUCAGCUUUCCAAUAAUUACUGCAGGUCCUGGCCUUGUUGCUGCAAUGUGGGGAGUCCUUGUAUUUAAAGAAAUCAAGGGACUGAAAAACUACGUGUUACUCUCAGUAGCGUUUUGCAUCAUUUUGGCUGGAUCACUCUCCACAGCUUUUUCUAAAGUUUGAAAGGAUCUUCUGGACCAGUAGAUGGUGCUACUGUUUAAUAUAAUCAAAAAGACAAUAUUGGUAUAUCGCAAUACAUUAUAAUUUUCAAAAUAUAUGUCCAACAUUUACCCUAACUUGCUUCAGGCAAGUGGAAAAAAAACCCUUUGCUAAAUGUUCCCAUUUGGCAUGAAGGAAAAUCUGGAAAUGUUUGUUUCUGCAGUACAGAACAGUAAGAAUUAUCAAAGGAUUUUAUUAAAUAAAGCUAAAUGAUUUUAUAGUUACUAAUUUUUUUUUCCUGUUCGGGUACUAAACUUCAUGUCAUCAUAAAUUGCAGUUCACUGUUGUGAUGGUGGAUAAAGGGAUUUUAAUUCUUAGUCUGUAAUACCAUAUGUAUGUGCAAGCUGACUUGUUUUAUUAUAACGUUCUUACUGACUUGAAUAUAAAAUAUGUCUUGGAAUAUUUUUUAUGGAACUGAUACACAUGAAGAUGUGAAGCAUUUUUUUUUAUUUAGAAGCAUUAUUCUUUAAAGUCAUCAAUUUACAUAAAAACGUUAUCUUCCAAUCACUUCAGAAUUUUGAAGGAAAUAUAGAAAAAAAAGGUGCUGUAAAAUAAAUUACUUGUGUUUGCUACUAAACUGUUUGUUUAGUUGCAAGAACAUUAUGUAGAAAUCAGAACCAGGAUAGGAAUAGUUGGGGAGGUUUGGGUUUUUUUUUUGUUUUGGUUGCAAGUAAACUUUACAUUUCUGUGUUGCAAUAUGAGCUAAGUAUGUGGUUCAAAGUUUGUUUCCAAAUAACUUUGGGCAUUUUCUGAAUACUUACUUUUCUAUGUAGCAUAUUCAAAUCUUAAAAAUUAUGUAUGGCAAUAUUUAUUACAUUGAAACAUCAUGCUAAAAUUACCCAAUCAUUGUUCUACCCAAAGCAAGAUCAUCUAUAUGUAAAUCGCUUCUGACAGUUGUUGUCUAACUUGUUUCUUUAAAAAAAAAUAAAAGAAGUAGAUUUCACAACAUUUUUAGGCAAACUAACCAGCUUCUAACUACCUGUCCUGCUGGAAAGCCCUAAUAUCCAAAGGAAACUCCCUAUGAGGAAUGUUAUGUCCACUGUUCCAUGACCACCACUAACACGGAGAACUGUUUAUUUUCUUACUCAUGGCAGCUAACCUUUACAUAUGCAAAGCAUGUUGUCUGAACCUCCCCUUAGCCUUUUCUUCAGUAUAUUGGACAAACCCGGCUCCUGCAGUCUUCCCUUGUUUGUAAUGUGCUCAUCGUUUUUCUUGCUCUUUCCUGAACUCUCACUAAGUGGACUAGAUCUGUCUAGGAAAACUGGACAUGGCAGUCAGACUACAGUCUUACAAAAAACAAGAAGAGCAGCAGUAAGAUUUUUUUUUUUUUCCCCAUCCAAUUUGCAAGCUCAGUUCAUGGUUACACAUCAUAGUAUGACACUUUUUGCUGUCACGGCUUGAUAUUGUUACUGUGUUCAGAUUGCAAUCAUAAUUUCUCGUUUCUCCCACUCUUCUUUGUCUACUUUUUAUCGGAUUUGAUCUUAGAACUGUUAUUUAGCCCUCUUUGUCCCAUCCUAUAUUGUUUAUUCCUACCCAAGUGUCAGGACUUGGUGUCUGACAGGUUUUUUCCCCCUUAAGGCAUUUCUCUAAUUUUGCUCUGUAUAUUAACCCUGUCCUCCAACAAGUUGGCAGCAUUUUCCAGCCAGGUGUCAUCUGCAAAUUUAAUAAACAUACUCUCUAAUUAUUGUAAAUAAUUAUGAAAAUGCUGCAUGAUACUGGCCUUUACUUACUUUUUGGAAUCUAAUGUAAUACUUCUUUUCACUCUGACGGGGAA